CCAGAUCUCGCGAGACUGCGGAGGCGGCAGGAGCGUACGGCGCGCGGGGGCCGCGACGGACGCAAGAUGGCGACCGCGACCAUCGCGCUCCAGGUGAAUGGCCAGCAAGGAGGGGGGUCUGAGCCAGCGGCGACGGCGGCGGCAGCAGCAGCAGCGACAGUGGUGGCAGCAGGAGACAAAUGGAAGCCUCCACAGGGCCCGGAGACUGUCAAGAUGGAGAACGGGCAGAAUACAGCCGCCAAGCUGGGGCUGCCUCCCCUGACGCCCGAGCAGCAGGAGGCCCUCCAGAAGGCCAAGAAGUACGCCAUGGAGCAGAGCAUCAAGAGUGUGCUGGUGAAACAGACCAUCGCCCACCAGCAGCAGCAGCUCACCAACCUGCAGAUGGCAGCAGUGACAAUGGGCUUUGGAGAUCCUCUCUCACCUUUGCAGUCGAUGGCAGCUCAGCGACAGCGGGCACUGGCCAUCAUGUGUCGGGUCUACGUGGGCUCCAUCUACUAUGAGCUGGGGGAGGACACGAUCCGCCAGGCCUUCGCCCCGUUUGGCCCCAUCAAGAGCAUCGACAUGUCCUGGGACUCGGUCACCAUGAAGCACAAGGGUUUUGCCUUUGUGGAAUACGAGGUCCCAGAAGCUGCGCAGCUGGCCUUGGAGCAGAUGAACUCGGUGAUGCUAGGGGGCAGGAACAUCAAGGUGGGCAGACCCAGCAACAUUGGGCAGGCCCAGCCCAUCAUAGACCAGCUGGCUGAGGAGGCUCGGGCCUUCAACCGCAUCUACGUGGCCUCUGUGCACCAGGACCUGUCGGAUGACGACAUCAAGAGUGUGUUUGAGGCCUUCGGCAAGAUCAAAUCUUGCACCCUGGCCCGGGACCCCACGACUGGCAAGCACAAGGGUUACGGCUUCAUCGAGUAUGAGAAGGCACAGUCGUCCCAGGACGCCGUGUCCUCCAUGAACCUCUUCGACCUGGGGGGCCAGUACCUGCGUGUGGGCAAGGCUGUCACACCCCCCAUGCCCCUGCUGACACCUGCCACGCCAGGAGGCCUCCCGCCAGCAGCUGCUGUGGCCGCAGCUGCAGCCACUGCCAAGAUCACAGCUCAGGAAGCCGUGGCGGGAGCAGCCGUCCUGGGCACCUUGGCUACACCUGGACUGGUGUCCCCAGCCCUCACCCUGGCACAGCCCCUGGGAGCCUUGCCCCAGGCGGUCAUGGCUGCCCAGGCCCCUGGGGUCAUCACAGGUGUGACCCCAGCCCGUCCCCCCAUUCCUGUCACCAUCCCCUCGGUGGGGGUGGUGAACCCCAUCCUGGCCAGCCCACCCACGCUGGGGCUCCUGGAGCCCAAGAAGGAGAAGGAGGAGGAGGAGCUGUUCCCUGAGUCAGAGCGGCCCGAGAUGCUGAGCGAGCAGGAGCACAUGAGCAUCUCCGGCAGCAGUGCGCGCCACAUGGUCAUGCAGAAGCUGCUGCGCAAGCAGGAGUCCACAGUGAUGGUCCUGCGCAACAUGGUGGACCCCAAGGACAUAGACGAUGACCUGGAGGGGGAGGUGACAGAGGAGUGCGGCAAGUUCGGCGCCGUGAACCGGGUCAUCAUCUACCAGGAGAAGCAGGGCGAGGAGGAGGACGCCGAGAUCAUUGUCAAGAUCUUCGUGGAGUUCUCGGUGGCCUCAGAGACUCACAAGGCCAUCCAGGCCCUCAACGGCCGCUGGUUCGCCGGCCGCAAGGUGGUGGCCGAGGUCUACGACCAGGAGCGCUUCGACAACAGCGACCUCUCUGCGUGACCUCGGCCCCUUCCCUGGACUCGUGUUUGUCCUGUCUGCUUUUACAUAGUGAGGACAGUCGCGCCUCUGCCCGGCGCACUGCCCGGCCUGUCUGUAGUGUGGAUAAAGGUGCAGGAGCCACCAA
Molecule: messenger RNA, 1888 nt
Organism: Ochotona curzoniae (black-lipped pika)
Lineage: Eukaryota; Metazoa; Chordata; Mammalia; Lagomorpha; Ochotonidae
Gene: PUF60
Product: poly(U) binding splicing factor 60
Exons: 12
Coding region: 67-1764 (565 amino acids)
Biological process (GO): alternative mRNA splicing, via spliceosome; regulation of alternative mRNA splicing, via spliceosome; mRNA splice site recognition
Cellular component (GO): catalytic step 2 spliceosome; precatalytic spliceosome
Molecular function (GO): RNA binding
Source: RefSeq, a predicted model, not a curated record